AGCUAUUUAAAAAAAAUGUUUUACGUGUUUUAGCAUUUUGUCAAUUUUGUAAAACUGAAAUCAAAAUAUUACAAUACAAAUAAUGUAAAUUGUGAUCAUAUUUUUAAUUCGUUUGCCUUAUUUUAGUAUUAUUUCUUUGUGAGUAGAAAGUACCCAGUGAUUAUUAAUUAUUUUAAGAAACCUACAAGCAAAAAUUGUUUUAAAUAUCUAACAAACAUGUCUUCUGAAACGGCACAAGUUAGUUCCUUGCCUUUACCACCAAUGCAAUAUAUAAAUUUUUACACCGAUGAAAAUGUAAGAAGAAAUAGAGCGCCUUUACCACCACGACCUAUACACGAUUCGUACUCAAUGUUUGGACAUCCCUUCAAUGCAGAUGAUACCAUUAUACGAUCUUUAGAAAGUCAGGGUUUCAGGCGAUUAUAUCCUAUGCACUUUGAAAGACGAAGAGAAUUAAAAAAGCUCAACCAUUCAUUACUAGCAAAUUUUUUGGAUCUUUUGGAUUUGUUAGUACACUGUCCUGAUUCUCCAAAGAGAGCAGAAAAAGUUGAAGAUUUAAGUUUGCUAUUUAUACACAUUCAUCAUUUAUUAAAUGAAUUCAGACCUCACCAAGCCCGUGAAACAUUAAGAGUAAUGAUGGAGCUUCAAAAACGCCAGCGUGUAGAAACAGCUACCAGGUUCAAGAAACAUUUGGAUAAAGUUCAAGAUAUAUUACAGAAUGCAUUACAGAGUCUGCCUGACCAGAAUGAGAUUGAAUCAAAUUUUAAAGUACCAAUAGAAAUAUUAGAGCAUAUGGACUGUAGCCCGAAUGAUAAUGCUAAUUCAGAUCCUUGUUAUGAACUAGAUCGUAUUAUGUGUGAUGUGAUUGAUAAUAUGAGAUAACAAGUUUUGAAAUAAAAUAAAUUAGUGUACUUUUUUUAUAUUAUUUUUUAUCUCAAAAAUGUGAUGAAAAAUUUAAGAAUUACAUGUCCAAUUGACUUUAAAGUCAAUUGGACAUGUCACAUUCGAUUAGCUACAUUUGUACAACUUGGGACCUAGCUGUAUAACAUUUUUAAAUGCAAUUUUGCAAGGUAGAUUGGCAAUCAUAGAAUACACAAUUUUAUGAUCAAGGAAUAAAAAAAAGAUACCUAUAACAAGAAAUA
Messenger RNA from Achroia grisella, 1139 nucleotides. It is a transcript of the gene MED7, whose product is annotated as mediator of RNA polymerase II transcription subunit 7. Bases 217 to 879 code for a protein of 220 amino acids. Gene Ontology annotation, molecular function: transcription coregulator activity. The record is from RefSeq and is a predicted model, not a curated record. Gene Ontology annotation, biological process: regulation of transcription by RNA polymerase II. NCBI's taxonomy places the organism in Eukaryota, Metazoa, Arthropoda, Insecta, Lepidoptera, Pyralidae. Gene Ontology annotation, cellular component: mediator complex; core mediator complex. The transcript is spliced from 3 exons.